AUGACAACAAAAUUCCAAGUAAUCGGUAAACGUGAUGAAAUUAUUGAUUGGUUGGAAAAGCACCGCAAUGUUGUAUGUGAAUACAUACAUCAUGAUGAUCAAGAAUUCGAUUGUCAAAAACGAGGAAGCACAAGAUCCAAAAGGUCUACUAAAUCUGCUACGGAACGUGCAAUCCUCUUAUUUGAGCUUUAUUAUGAUCAAGAAAAUGAAAAAGAUUCAUCUCAUAAUACUAUGAUUAAAAAGAUUCUCCCCUUCAGUGGAAAAAAGCGAAUGGUUUUGGAAAUCAGACCGUACGUUCGUGGAGAGGAGUAUGAAUAUAAUAAGAAUUUAAUCCGAAGAAAUGUUGGUGUGAGUGGUGUAGCAUUACGACAGAUUUUGGACGUGUGGACGAGUACUCCUUGUUCACGUCGUCAACGAAAUCAUAGGGUGGGGUGUGAUUAUGAAUAA
Molecule: messenger RNA, 447 nt
Organism: Racocetra fulgida
Lineage: Eukaryota; Fungi; Glomeromycota; Glomeromycetes; Diversisporales; Gigasporaceae
Source: the annotation of a GenBank genome assembly